This is a messenger RNA of Leptopilina heterotoma, 5020 nucleotides long. It is a transcript of the gene Oga, whose product is annotated as protein O-GlcNAcase. The transcript has 13 exons. The record is from RefSeq and is a predicted model, not a curated record. Gene Ontology annotation, biological process: glycoprotein metabolic process. Bases 347 to 3133 code for a protein of 928 amino acids. NCBI's taxonomy places the organism in Eukaryota, Metazoa, Arthropoda, Insecta, Hymenoptera, Figitidae. Gene Ontology annotation, molecular function: beta-N-acetylglucosaminidase activity.
CCGAAAAUCGUGAGCCAAAAUUUUCUGAAUUUUAACAGCAAAAAACAUAAAAUAGUAACAGUUUUUAAAGAAAAUUAAUUUAUUUUUUAUAAUUCUAAGCUUAAUUAACGACUAUUUAUCAGUAUUUACAAUAAAACAAUUGUAUUUGUCAAAUUGUAUAGAGUAUUUACUGUUAAAUAUGUAAAAUGUGACAUUUUCUGAAAUUUGGUAGAAAACAAAAUUUUUUUUAGGAAAAAUUUAGUUUACGCUUAUAAAUAACAUUCUGUAGGAUUUUAAUUGUGUAUUUUACUUGUUUUUUUAAAAUCUAUAUUAAAAAAAACGGUUCAUUAAAUAUUUACAAUUUACAAUGACCGAAACAAAUGGAUGUGCUAAUUCAAAUACAAAAAAUGGUAAUUUCAUUUGCGGUGUCGUUGAAGGAUUUUAUGGUCGUCCAUGGACAACAGAACAGAGAAAGGAUCUUUUUCGAAAAUUAAAAAAAUGGGGUAUGGAUUCGUAUCUUUAUGCUCCGAAAGACGAUUACAAGCAUCGUGCAUUCUGGCGAGAUUUGUACACCGUCGAGGAAGCUGAGCAUUUAACUGGUUUAAUUACUGCCGCACGGGAAUCUGGAAUAACAUUUUAUUAUGCAUUAUCACCUGGUUUAGAUAUAACUUACUCUAGUGCUAAAGAAGUGACGGCGUUGAAGAGAAAAUUAGAACAAGUUAGUCAAUUUGGAUGUACUGCUUUCGCUCUAUUAUUCGAUGAUAUCGAGCCGGAGAUGAGUGAAGCGGAUAAGGAAGUGUUCCAGUCAUUUGCACACGCUCAAGUUUCAGUGACAAAUGAUAUAUUUCAACAUCUAGGACAGCCGCGUUUUCUUUUGUGUCCAACGCAAUAUUGUGCGACACGUGCAGUGCCCAAUGUAUCGACAUCUGAAUAUCUCAAUACUCUUGGCAGUAAAUUGGCUCAAGAGAUAGACAUAAUGUGGACAGGUCCAAAAGUAAUAUCACGAUUAUUGUCCGUUGAAUCCAUAGAGGAAAUAACGGAAGUCUUGAGAAGACCGCCGGUAAUUUGGGACAAUUUACACGCAAAUGAUUACGAUCAAAAACGAGUAUUCCUUGGACCAUAUUCUGGACGAUCGCCUGAUCUUAUUCCAAAACUUCGAGGCGUUCUCACGAAUCCGAAUUGUGAAUAUGGAGCGAAUUUUAUUGCAAUUCAUACCUUAGCACAAUGGAGUAGAUGUAACGUCGACGGGAAGCGAGAUUUGAGUCUAAACGACACAGUCUCGGCGGAUAUAAAAUUAGAAACAGAGACAGAGGACGGUGUUGUGGGUGAGGAUGUGCCUUCGACAUUAUCGCCGAAUAUGUAUCAUCCGCGGCACGCGCUCAAGAAUGCAAUAAACGAAUGGUUGCCGGAAUUCGAAAAAAAACGGGCAGCAUGGGGUGUUAUUGCAAAACCACAACCUUGCGUUGCGCCAACAAUACCAAUACCAAUUAUUCCCUCGGUGAAUACGUGCAUGAGUUUAACGACGACAACAAAUACAACGGUGGCAGCCGCUCCAGUGGUGAUCAACAAUUCAAAUCACCUUCAAGCUUUAGCAGAAGUUUGCACCAGUGUCUCAGUGAAUGAUACUUUCAUUCCGCCAGUUGGUCCUGUCAUGAAUUCCCUGAUAUCAGAGACAAAAGUUGUCAGUGAACUUGCCCUACCUCAGUCGGGAAUAAUUGCUGCAACGUCAACGGCAACAAUUCUACCAUCCACCGAGCCAAUGGAUUGUAAUACAACGCCUGGCAAUUCUCCUGCACAUAUCGCUAAAACUCCCAUUGAGGAUGAUGUAAUGGUGGAAAAUUCUUCGACCUGUAGUGGAGCUUCGGGAAGCAUGCAAGUGGAGGUGGACAGCACAUCACCAAGUAUUAACGGCAACCAAAUGGUCGUUGAAAAUGACAACGAAAAUCAUGAAAAUAUUGUGAACAAUGAUAACGGGAGUCCAUGCCAAGAGAGUCUUAAUAUUAAAGAGGCGAAUAAAUUGACCCAUGAAGAUUUAUCCCUACUUUGUGAUCUUUUCUAUCUGCCAUUCGAACACGGUGGUCAGGGUAUUCAAUUACUUCAGGAAUUCAAUUGGUUGAAAAGUAAUGCUCAAAUUGCAAUUAAAAAAUCUGAGGACGAAGAGCCAACUUCAAAAGCCGAUGUUGAUGAGUGGCACUCGCGAACUGCCAAACUGAACGAAAUGUGUAAUUCAGUGAAUAGACUUUUUCAACGAUUAACGUAUUGCAACAAUCGUGAAUUAUUGUACGAUUUAUAUUCGUACGUGUGGGAUAUGAGGGGCGUCGUAUCGCUACUCAAUAGUUACAUCAAAUGGCUCGCACUUGGCAGAUUUCCAUCGUCGAUGACAACAUUCACCCAAGGAAGCUAUACAUGGUUUUCAAAUGGGUGGAAGGAAACUUUCAUGAGUGGAGAUCAAGAACCUUGGGUAUUUCGCGGUGGUCUCACAGCUGAUUUACAGAGAUUAAUACCAGUGGACAGUGGAAACGAUUUAUUUGUCUACAAAGCACCGGAAGUGCCUACAAGUGAAAUUUACACAAUUCGACCAUAUUUAUCGAGUGACGAAGAUGCGGUUUACGCUGUUUGCAAUCGAAUUACUGGCUGUACAAUGUCGUCUGCCGUUGCCGAUAGACUCGUCGGAGGAUUCUUAACAUUGAGUCCUGAGCUUUGUAUGGUCGUCGAAGAUGAAGAAGGUAUUGUUGGCUAUGCGCUGGCGGCAAUAAACAUUACAAAUUUUAAUAAAAAAUUGUCACUUUCGUGGAUUCCGGAAAUGUGUUCAAAAUAUCCAUUAAAUGAGAGUGUCAAUGAGAUGCCGCAAAAUAUUCAGGAGGCGAUUCAGUAUUUUCAUUCGUUUGUUCCUGAAGUGCCAGAACAGUUGGAGAGACAGCAUCCAUCCUAUAUUAUUUGUUCAGUAUUAUCAACAGUUACUGAUCAAUCAGUUGCAAAAAGACUAAUUACUUGCACUCUCGCCGCUUUGAGAGCCAAUGGAUCCUUCGGUAUUCACACAACAACAUCAAGUAGCGAUAAGGAAAUGCAUGAAUUCUACGCCAAACUUGGAUUUGUGGAUUUUUCACCAACGAAGAAUGAUAAUUCGCCAAUUGUGAUGUGUAGAAGUUUCUAACGAAAGGUAAUAACUACAUCAUUAUUUUCCAAUAAUCUACUUCUAUCAAGUUCAGAGAAGUAGAGAAUUUUUAGAAUUUCAAAUUUUUCUUUUUCUCAUGACAAAAAAGAAAUUGGAGACUGACUAAAAAGAAAACAAAAAUUCACUCUUUACUCUUUUUGCGAGUGAAAUAAAAAUUUUUUCUUUUGUUAGAAAAUUUUCCACAAUGGUGUAUAUUAUGUUAUUAAAGUAAUUCGCAAAAAAGAAAAUUUUUUGCCUAUUAGAGUAGGAAAAUUACGUGAAAAAGAAAAGAAAGAAAUAUUAUACACACAACUUUUUCUAAAAUCAAAACAAAAAAUUCUCAAAUUCGCCCUCGCAUUACAAAAAAAGAAAGAGCCAAAUUAUAAAUAAGAUUUUGAUGAAUUUGCAAUUAACAAUUGAAAAAUAAAUUUGAAAAAACAAUGAGCUCUGAGUAGUGCGAGAAAAUUGAUAUAGGAGAGAAAGAAAAAGUACACGUUACAAAAGUACUUUAAUAAGCGCUAUUAAUAAAUUUCCACAAUAUUUGAAUUUUUCUAAUUUUUUUUUUUAAAUAUAAAAUAAUAAAACUCAGCCUUCGAAUUUAUAAGUGUAGUUAAAAGAAAAAAUAAUCCGUGAUUGUGUGACAUGUAAUGCCACAUUCUUCUUUUUAUUAGGAUACAAAAAUUUAGAGCAAUAUUAUUAAUUAAAGAAACAAUUUUUAAACUGUAAAAGGCAGAGAUUAGAGAACAUUUUUUAUCGUUUCAAUUGAUUCUCGAUGUACACAUAUGUUACAUAUUAAUGCUAAUUAAUGCCUUUUAUAAACUACAAGUAAUUAAUCGAUCGCAAUUUAAAAAUAGACUCUAUAGUAUUCUAUAUCAUUUAAAGAAAAAUCAUUUAUUAUAGAGAAAAAAGAACGCACACUAUAGUAAAAUUAUUAUAUCAAAUGCUUGAAAGAUUGAAUUUUUUAAGUCUAUUUAUUAGUCGAAAGUAUUGAGACAUUUUUUUCAUAAUAGAAUCAUUUCUCCAAUUAGUAGAGAAUAUUUGCCUUUGCUUAGAUUAAAAAUGUUGAUUUUAUGAAAAAAGUAUUUGAAAAAAAAUGUUUUUUAAAAAUUUAGCAUUGCAAUUUUAUUAAAUUAUGAAGGAAGUGAAUUUUUUAAUUGUUUUUUUAUUCUUAAUAUUUAAUUAUUAUUAUUAUUAUAUUAUUUAAAGAUUAUUAAAAUCAAUUUACUGAUAUUAUGCAUUUAAUUUUUAUUGUUUUUAAGUAGUGCAAAUAAAUUAGGCAAGUUUAAAGAAUUCUUUUUUAUUUUAGAUUUUUACUGUGUUAUUUAAUUAAAUUCAUAGAUUUUUUUUUGCCUCGAAGAGAAAUGGUAUAUUGUCGUUAAUGUUUUAUGUGUACAAAAAAAGCAUGAAAAAGUUUUCUCUAUUAUAUGUAGGGAAAAAAGAAUUAAUAAGGAAAAGUAAAUUAAUUUUUCGUCUAGUUAACAAAAUUUUUAAAUGAAAGUUUAAAGAAAUAAUUAGAUUAUCAGCAUCGUAAUAAAAAAUAAAGUAGCUUUCUUACUACAUUGCACAAGUGACAUAAAAUCUUUGAAAUGAAAAAUUUCUUCGUUGUAAAAGAGAGAAAGAGAGAAAAUAAGAGCAGAAUGGUCAGGAGAAGAAUGUUUUUUACGUGUAGAAUUUUUUCACAAGUAUAAAAAAAAAUAUCUACGUUUAUACUUCGUCAUAACGUUUCUGUAACGAAUGAAAAAGAAUUAAUUUACAAUUGUUAUUGUGUCAAAUUAGUUAAUUUUUAACUUCUUUUUUUUAAAGCCAUAAAUUAAUUUUAUUUAAGAGAAGAAAAAUUAUGUGAUUUUGGAGGAAAAUAUACUUUCACUUUUUUAUGUAAAUGAAAAA